CUCUCCCUCCCAUGUGUUUGGCGAGCUGGUGAGAGCACAAACCUUUCUGCAAUCUGUUUCUAAAUGCGCUCUGGGUCUAGCUCACAGGAGACAAGCAAAUCAUCAUUUUGAGGGAACCCGGAGAGCUUUCAUCUCUCCAAAACCCGCCAAUUCACCCACGAACUCCUGCAAUGUCGUGGAUCUAAGAUAAAUAACCGACAGCUUGUUCUCUCUCUGUUGUAGUGUUGAGCGGUACGAGCUACCCCGACACACGCAUACACACACAGCUCGGGCGUUCCCGCGACUCCUUUGCGGCCAACGGAAGGGUGUCAGGAGAGAGGUGAGGGAGAAAGGAGGAGGCGAAGGGGAGAGAGGAGGGGAGGAAACCCGACUGUUUUGAAGCUAUACGCCAGUAAACAUAGACUAUAAGCAUACACAGUGAAAGAAGAGGAAACCGUCACAGUGCUAUUUUAUUUCAGUGUGGAUGAAACUAGGAUGAGAGAGACGCCAAAGGAGAGAGACGCCAUCAGUGACAAGUUAAAGGACUCCGCUAUUGGGAUGGCUGAGGUUUCGCAGCAGGAGAGAAUUCAGGCCAUCGCUGAGAAGAGGAAGAGGCAGACAGAGAUCGAGAACAAGAGGAGACAGCUGGAAGAUGACAGAAGACAGCUUCAACACCUAAAGUCGAAGGCUCUGAGAGAGCGCUGGUUGUUGGAUGGGGCUCCAGAGGAAGAUGAGACUCAGAGACGACUUCAGGAGGACAAAGAGAGGACUAAGGCACUAGAGAAGAGCAUCCUCUGCCUGGAGCAGGAGAUAGAGGAGCUGGAGAAUCCGGUCGUGACCAAAGAGAACGGAGGAGCUGUAAAUGGAGUAUCACAGAACCAGAGUCCUAGAAGAGAACUAACAGGAGUAGAAGCUAAGCUGUUGGGUCCCAGUCCAGACCAGGCCAGCGCUGAGAACCCUGUUACCCUGGUCUUCAUGGGCUAUACAGCUCUGGAGGGUGAGACAGCAGGGGAGGUGGGGGGGGCAGGGGGGACAGAGGGUGGAGACGGCUCAGUCAAGGCGGAGUUUGUGAUGCUACCAGACGGGGAGGUGAAGGGGGUAAGAGAGGGGGAGACAGAGACCCAGGCAGCAGCCAAUGGGAGUACGGACUCACUAUGA
Salvelinus namaycush (lake trout) is the source of this 1137-nucleotide messenger RNA. Its product is annotated as paralemmin-1-like. Gene Ontology annotation, biological process: regulation of cell shape. The coding region runs from base 475 to 1137 and encodes 220 amino acids. Gene Ontology annotation, cellular component: membrane. The transcript is spliced from 7 exons. Lineage: Eukaryota; Metazoa; Chordata; Actinopteri; Salmoniformes; Salmonidae. The record is from RefSeq and is a predicted model, not a curated record.